Messenger RNA from Paramecium octaurelia, 597 nucleotides. The record is from the annotation of a GenBank genome assembly. Lineage: Eukaryota; Ciliophora; Oligohymenophorea; Peniculida; Parameciidae.
AUGGUCAUCAGAGUAAUGUUUUAUAAGUCUUGUUUCGCACUUGAUGGUACCACAUUAGCAUUUGGUGCGUAUGAUCUCUAUCCGUUUAUGGGAUGUAAGACAGGAUAAUAAAUAGUCAAAUUAGAUGGUCAUUCAUAUUAUGUUAAUUCAAUUAGUUUCUCUCCUGAUGGUCUACAUUAGCAUCUGGUAGUGGAGAUAGGUCUAUCCGUUUAUGGGAUGUUAAGACAGGAUAAUAAAAAGCAAAAUUAGAAGGUCAUACUAAUUAUGUGAAAUCAGUCUGUUUCUCUCUUGAUGGUAGUAUAUUAGCAUCCAGUAGUAGAGAUAACAAUAUCCGUUUAUGGGAUGUUAAGAUCAGAUAAUAAACUCAAAUUAAAUAGUCAUACUAAUAUGGUCAACACAGUUUGUUUCUCUCCUGAUGGAACUACAUUAUUAUCAGGUAGUGGUGAUAAGUCUAACAGUUUAUGGGAAGUUAAGCCAGGAUAAUAUUCAAAUAAAAGCACAUCCAAAAAAUAAGUAUUUAUUGUGAAUUUUUAGCUAUAGCAAAUCAUCAAAUUACCUCAAAUUCCAAUUUAGAAACCAAAGGAGGUUUAAUCUUGA